Molecule: messenger RNA, 915 nt
Organism: Microdochium trichocladiopsis
Lineage: Eukaryota; Fungi; Ascomycota; Sordariomycetes; Xylariales; Microdochiaceae
Exons: 2
Coding region: 1-915 (304 amino acids)
Cellular component (GO): membrane
Source: RefSeq, a predicted model, not a curated record
AUGGUUGUCUCAAAGCACUCCGCAGAGCGAGAGGCUGGGAGAGAGCACAUUCCUCAGUAUCCCAAGGGUUUUGUCGCCUUGCGCAUCAUCCAGCUGAUAUUCAGCCUCAUCUGUAUGAGCCUGUCGGCUUUCGCCCUGUCCCUGGCGACCAGUUCAACCCCUAUGAUCAUGAUCUUUGUCAGCAUUUUUACGCUGAUUACAACCACUUACAACAUCGUCGCUUGUAAUAUACACCCGAAGCUUUACAAUUACUGGGCUGUCCUAACCUUUGAGAUCUUUCUCUUCCUCGCCUGGCUCGUUGCCUUUGCCUUGAUGGGCAGCUCCGGUGCGGUCCUCAUCGCCAGUUGGCAGGCGUACGGAAAUAGCUUGACUUCGGAGUCCGCCGAUCUCAUCGCUGUCCUAGGCUCCGUCAUGGCCGCUGCCGGCGCUAUUGGCGCCAUGAACUGGAUCUUAUUUUUCGUCAGUCUAGUCAUGAACUCGGUCCUCAUCAGCCGCCACCGCUCUGCCGGUCUUCACAGCAAGCGCGUCGCCGCGGGCGGCCAACGUGAUGGAGGGAAGGUCCUCAUGCAGUCUGAGCAGUCUUAUCAAAUGUAUCCUCAGCCCUCGGGCUACUCAAAGGUCGAACCCGAGCACAACGCCGGCCCCGAGCAAGAUGUUUACUCCCCACAUAUCAUGUCACCCCAUCAGCGACAGCAAACUUACUACUCAGUCUCCUCGGUGGACAAUAUGAACCGACAAGGAUUCCCAGCCUUGGUGCACGCACAGAGCACGGGUGGCUCGUACCAGAGCAGCGUGCACGCACAGAGCACCGGUGACUCGUACCCGAGCAGCGCGUGGGUCCAGUCGACACCCGUUCCAAUCUAUGAGGCGGACAGUCAGUCGUGUAAGCCGGCGGCGCCAAUGGAACUAGCAUAG